UAGUUAAUGUGUCUAUUUGGAAAGCCAAGCGAGAUGAGGAGCAUACUGUGUGGCGUUAUCUAUUUCGUGGUCUUGGCAGCCGAAGCAGCUGGCGAUCUGGAUGUGUGUCUCAAGGAGGAGCUGGGCUGCAUGCGCGGCACCCUGAUGCCAGGAUAUAAGCCGGAGCAGGCGCAAUUCGAAGCAUUUAUGGGCAUACCCUUUGCCGAGCCGCCCAUCGGAGAAUUGCGCUUCCAGAAUCCCGUCGCUGCCCGCGGCUGGACGGGCGUAUUGGAUGCCAGCGCGGCACGCAGCCAUUGCCUGCAAAAGUGUUACUUUAUGGAGACGUGGCCCGUUUCCGGCGAGGAGGAUUGCCUCUAUCUGAAUGUCUACCGACCCGUUCAACCAAAUGCGAAUCCUCUGCCCGUCAUGGUCUACAUACACUCGGGUGGCUUUCUGUGCGGCUCCGCCUGCCCGAUGGCCAGUGGGCCGGAGUUCCUCAUGGACACACAGCAGGUCAUUGUGGUCACAGUUAGCUAUCGCCUGGGUCCAUUUGGUUUCCUGAGCACGGGCGAUGCGCACAUGUCCGGCAAUUUCGGGCUGAAGGAUCAGCGCUUGGCGCUUCAGUGGGUGCAGCAGCACAUCGCCUCCUUUGGCGGCGAUCCGAGCCUGGUGACCAUCUUUGGGCAUAGCGCGGGCGGCAUAUCCACGCAUCUGCACAUGCUGAGUCCCAGCUCGAAGGGACUCUUUCAGCGCGCCAUGUCCUUGAGCGGCACAGCGAUGAUGGCGGCUACCAUGGUGUACGAUCCGCUGCCGCAGGCUCGGCAGCUGGCCGAGCGCGUGGGCGUGGCACAGGCCGAGAGCCUGGACAGCCAGACGCUGGCCGCAGCCCUGCGCCGGAUCGAUGGUAAGGCUUUGCUGGCAGCCGGAGAUGUCUUCAAGCAGUGGGACAACGUGCCCUUUAUCAAUUACGGUGUGGUUGCGGAGCAGGCCGACAUGCCCGAGUCCUUUAUGAAUGAGUAUCCGAUGGCGGCCCACCUCGGCGGACGCAUCAAUCAGGUGCCCUGGCUGCUGGGCAGCACUUCGCGCACAGGCGAGGGCUCCAUGUUCCUGCUGCACACCGUUGCGAAUCCGCAGUUGCGGAAGGAGUUCAAUGCGAACUUUUUGGAACUUUACGGCCUGCUGCUCUAUCUGCCCAAGGGCUCAGGCGAGGACACGGUGCGACAAAUACUGACGGAGUACGGCGUGCAGGAUAUGGAAUUGAAUGAGGACACAUUGGCUACGCUUUCGGGCAUACUCGGCGAUUUCACAUUUGUCUAUCCCAUGCUCGUGAGCGCCGCCAGCUAUGCUGCAGUGGCUCAGCAGCCCGUCUCGAUCUAUAAUUUCGAGUACCUGAGCAACAUCUCGUAUGCGGCGAUACUCUCGGGUGGCAUCCUCUACGACAAGCUGGGCGCAUGCCACAUGGAUGACGCCCUCUACUCAAUCAGCAUGCCCAUGCUGAUGCUGGACUUUCCCAAGAGCUCGGAGGAGCAUUUGGUUAUCAAACGCUUGACUGCCAGAUUGGUGGAAUUUGCCAAGAACGGCAUCUUAUCGGAUGAUACCCAAUUGUCGCCCUGCACAGCUGAGGAGUUUACUUCGGAUGAGAUAUGCAACUAUUUCCGUUUUGGACAGCUGAAUGGGGCCUACCAUGAGACAGUCGAGAGACGUGUGGAUAUGCGCGGCCUGGCCCUGUGGAAGAAGCUCUAUACUUAAAUUAUAUUGGACUUUUGGAGUGCGACUUUCGAAACACACUUUUCUAUAUACACAGCACGGAAGGGACAAAACAAGUUAGACCAAGAGCUAAAGCACAAAAGGGGAAUACAAUGUGAUAGGUGUUAAGAGAUAGGGAGUAAGAGAGGAAGAGAAAGAGAGGGUAAGGGAGAGUGGGAGAGAGGAAGUGUAUCACACACAACUUAUUAAUUAGACACUUAAAAUGUAAGUAUGAAUAAUCUUGAAGACUUACUUGAAUUCAUGAGAAUCGCAAAGAAGGGCGCCACUCAAAAACAUAGUCUGCAUCGUAGACCAAAAUGUCGUAUACAAGCAUUUUCCAUUGAUUUACUAAAUGAAAUAAACAGAUAAAAGAUCGAUGAUGAAAA
Drosophila virilis is the source of this 2111-nucleotide messenger RNA. It is a transcript of the gene Jhedup, whose product is annotated as Juvenile hormone esterase duplication. Lineage: Eukaryota; Metazoa; Arthropoda; Insecta; Diptera; Drosophilidae. The record is from RefSeq and is a predicted model, not a curated record.